CAGAAGCUAGGAGUGAGUGCGAAAUGGCCGGAGGGAGCCUCGUGAGUUGCAUCUAUUUAUCUCAUCCCUUUCCCUCCUUGCAAGUUCCGUACGUUCAUCAUCUCGCUUCGCCUCUGCGCGCCAUUGCCACCCGUCCAAGUAAAGAAGAGAACGCAGUAUUACGCUCACGCAGGACGCAAGGAUGAGGCUUACACUCGCAGCUCAUCGUGUUGCUCUGCUGGUGCUCGUGUGCGUCGUCCAUGGCCUAGGAGCUGGCGUCCGGGAGGCGGAGGCCGUGGGCGGAGACGGCUUCGUGAGGGCGCAGGGCACUCGCUUCGUGCUCAACGGCAGCCCGUACUACGCCAACGGGUUCAACGCCUACUGGCUGAUGUCGAUGGCCGCCGACCCGUCGCAGAGGGGCAAGGUCACCGCCGCGCUCAGCGAGGCCGCCGGCCACGGCCUCACCGUCGCCAGGACGUGGGCUUUCAGCGACGGCGGCGGCACCAACGCGCUGCAGUACUCCCCCGGCAACUACAACGAGAACACCUUCAAGGGGUUGGAUUUUGUGCUGUCUGAGGCCAGGAAGUAUGGCAUCAAGGUGAUACUGAGCCUUGUGAACAGCUACGACUCUUUUGGCGGGAGGAAGCAGUACGUGAACUGGGCAAGAGCGCAGGGGCAGGGCAUUGGAUCUGACGACGAGUUCUUCACCAACCCUGUUGUCAAGGGCUUCUACAAGAACCACAUCAAGACGGUGCUGACGAGGAAGAACACGAUCACCGGGGCGGCGUACAGGGACGACCCGACCAUCCUGGCGUGGGAGCUGAUGAACGAGCCGAGAUGCCAGUCCGACCUGUCCGGCCGCACCAUCCAGUCGUGGAUCACCGAGAUGGCGGCGCACGUCAAGUCCAUCGACGGCAACCACAUGCUGGAGGUCGGCCUCGAGGGCUUCUACGGCGCCUCCACGCCGUCCCGCGUCGCCGCCGUCAAUCCCUCCGGCUACCAGCUCGGCACCGACUUCAUCGCCAACAACCAGGUCCCCGGCGUCGACUUCGCCACCGUCCACUCCUACCCCGACCAGUGGCUGUCGAGCAAGGACGAACAGGCGCAGCUGACGUUCAUGGGGAGCUGGCUGGACGCGCACAUCGCGGACGCGCAGGCGGUGCUGAGGAAGCCGCUGCUGAUCGCCGAGUUCGGCAAGUCGUGGAAGGACCCCGGGUACAGCAGCGGGCAGCGCGACGCGCUCUACGGCGUGGUGUACGCCAAGAUCUACGAGUCGGCGCGCCGGGGCGGCGCCACGGUGGGGGGCCUCUUCUGGCAGCUCAUGGUGGCCGGCAUGGACUCGUACCGCGACGGCUACGAGGUCGUCUUCGGCGAGACGCCGUCCACCACCGGCGUCAUCACCACCAACAGCCGGAGGCUGCGCUUCCUCAGCAAGGCGUUCGCGCGGGCCAGGCAGGUGCGGGGGAAGGGCCGCCACAACGGCGGGAACUAGAGAUUGGCAAGAAGACGGUGUGGUUUGAUACUUUGAUUUUUGUGUGUGUGUGUUGAUGGCUCCUCGAGAUGAUUUAAGAUUCAUCCGGGAGGGAAGGAUUAGUAUUUGGCAUCCUUCUUGGUGACUUAAGAGGUGUGUUUUAGGUGUUCUUUAUAAUUAUAUGUGGAUUACGAAGUAGCCACUCUGUGGUGAAGUUAUGAUGCAAGUCUGGCUCCGGAAGAAGCAGCCAGUCAGUGAUUACAAGUACUCUCUAUGUGAAGGGACGUUUUGCUGUCAGUCAUGUAUGUUUUUAUCUACUACUUGUUCAUCCUACUUAAACCCUA
Molecule: messenger RNA, 1794 nt
Organism: Oryza brachyantha (malo sina)
Lineage: Eukaryota; Viridiplantae; Streptophyta; Magnoliopsida; Poales; Poaceae
Product: mannan endo-1,4-beta-mannosidase 1
Exons: 4
Coding region: 182-1471 (429 amino acids)
Biological process (GO): carbohydrate metabolic process
Molecular function (GO): hydrolase activity, hydrolyzing O-glycosyl compounds
Source: RefSeq, a predicted model, not a curated record